AUAUUUCACUGCCUUUUUGCUCUGCAGUCUUCGGCAACCCUUUGCAUUACAAUUUGGUGCUUUAAUUGACCUCCAAUGGCCGAACAGACCCGAUCAGAGGAUCUUCGGCCGGACGUUGGAUGUGUAACUUAUAUGAUAGAACAGCGUGUGAUUAACGCUCGAUUAGAACGGUUGGAGUCUUCUCUAGAUGGGAUUACGCGCGCGAUGGACUCCUUGACUCGGAGUGUGGAUCGUUUGCUCCACGCCCAGGCCAUCGAAGUCUCCAGUUCGGUUACCGACGCUCAUAUGCCAGCCAACAUCAACAGUGGAUUAUUGGCGGAGAGGUUGAUAAAAGAACAGGAAGCAAAAGAGCAUGAAAAGAAAGAAGAGGCUCACCUAUACACCAUUAUAAAGGUGGCACGAGAUGAAGAUCUUGCAAAACAGAUUGGAAAAGAUAUAUAUUUUGACCUUGUAGAUCAUGACAGAGUGAAAUGUUUUCGUGUCAAAAAGCAGAUGAUUUUUAACCAUUUCAAGGAAGAGGUUGCGAAAGAGUUUGGCAUACCAGUGCAAUUUAUGCGCUUUUGGCUUUGGGCAAGGCGUGAAAACCAUUCCUACCGUCCUUGUAGGCCAUUGACGCCCUUUGAGGAAAUCAAAUCCGUUUGGCAAUUGAGAAAAGUUUUAAAAGAAGUCCACAUUAAUCUGUUUUUGGAAGUGGAGCUGGGGCUGGAUUUAUGUCCCAUUGCACCACCUAAAUGGACGAAGGAUGAUAUAUUACUUUUCUUCAAGCUAUAUGAUCCCCUAAAAGAGGAACUACGUUAUGUUGGAAGGCUCUUUGUGAAGCUGCUUGGCAAGCCAUCAGAGAUAUUAAUGAAGUUAAAUGAAAUGGCUGGUUAUGGUCGUGAGGAAGAGAUUGUACUUUAUGAGGAAAUUAAGUUCGAACCAUCUGUCAUGUGUGAACCCAUUGACAAGGAACUAUCGUAUGCAGAAAGUCAGCUAGAAGAUGGAGAUAUCAUUUGCUUUCAGAAAGCACUCCGUUUUCCAGAUGUGCCUUCAUACUUAAGAUAUAAGCGCAAUCGUGGGAUCGCCACGUUUGAGAAGCCAGUAAACAUUCAUAAUCAGGAAACCAAUUCCAAUGAGUUGUGAUCCUCCGUGGGAUGAAUUUGGAAGCAAACAAGUGAAAAUGCAUCAGCAUUUGCAGGAUUUUAUUGGAGUUUUGUGGCCAUGAAAUUGUAUUGCUUCCAUGGAGUGACUUUGCUCCCGACUUUCCGUUUCUAUGUGUGCUUACAUACACUUUGGCUUUAUUUCCUUCAUAUGCAUUUAUAAACUUGUAUGCGAACCGUGAGAACAUCUGCUUGUUUCACUUAAAAUAUCUGUUCAUUUGUUUUCAUA
Neltuma alba is the source of this 1368-nucleotide messenger RNA. Its product is annotated as ubiquitin carboxyl-terminal hydrolase 12-like. The record is from RefSeq and is a predicted model, not a curated record. Bases 76 to 1122 code for a protein of 348 amino acids. The transcript is spliced from 10 exons. NCBI's taxonomy places the organism in Eukaryota, Viridiplantae, Streptophyta, Magnoliopsida, Fabales, Fabaceae.